GAAAAAAUGGGGUCUGUCAGGUUCAAUAUUACCUUUAUUCCUUUUAUCAUUUUAGAUAUAUCGAACAUCGUCGUCCACCAGCAAUUAACUCAAAAGGUGUUAAACAAAAACACACUUCUUCCUAUGGAGUCUACAAAUUUAAAUUGUCAGAAAGUACAAUGGAUGAAUUAGUUAGUUAUGCUAAAGUUGUUAUUGAUGGUCAUUUGGGUGCUAUAACUUUCAUCAACAAGGAUGACAGGACGAUAGAUGUUACUUUUGAGGAUAAUAAAGGCCAAAUUCUUUUUGAUCAACGCCAAAAAUAUACAAUUAAUAUCGAAUUUAAUGACCGUCAGUAUAGAUCUUUUUUGCGUUCAUUGGAGCUUCUUAAGAGUGGAAGGGCAAGAUUUACUAUUUUUCCAGACGCAGGAAAUUUGAUCUCUUAUGAGGAUUAUCAAAAAGAAUUUAAUUAUUACUUUGAGAAAAAGGUAUCCAAAAAAGUCUGCAGUCAAGUAGAAAAUAAAUUCGACAAAAUGCAAAAUCAGGCAAUUUAUUCCAUUGUUAGAGGAGUACAUGGAACUGUUCCUUUUGUAUUAUGGGGGCCACCAGGGACUGGCAAGACUGUUACAAUCAUUGAAUGUAUUAAACAAUUAUUGGAAAAGAAUCCGGCAAAUCGAAUUCUAAUUUGUACUCCUUCAAAUAUGGCAGCCGAUUUAAUUGCUAGACGGAUUUAUCAGAUGGGUAUACUUCCGGCAACUCAAAUGAGACGCUAUUACAGCCUUGGCAAAAAUGUUAAUGAUCGAGACAAGGAUUUGGACAAAAUAAUUAAAAUCGAAAAUUGCGCUUUGUAUGGAAUAACUGAUGAUCGUUUUGGUUUGGAUUCGUACAAGGAAAUUAUUCAACUAAACAUUCGUUUAAUUUUUUCAACGCUUGCUUGCUCUGCUUAUCUAGAAGAAAAUAUAACUGAACCAGAUUUCUUUUCGUUAGCUUUACAAAUUUAA
This is a messenger RNA of Meloidogyne enterolobii, 977 nucleotides long. NCBI's taxonomy places the organism in Eukaryota, Metazoa, Nematoda, Chromadorea, Rhabditida, Meloidogynidae. The record is from the annotation of a GenBank genome assembly.